AGUUCGACUGUAAAGAACAUUUUCAAAUCUGCAACUCAUGUCUGAAGAAAAGAAUCAUUGACAUUUCAAUUUGCUUCUACUGAUCUCUUUCGUAUUCAAUCCCGUUCUCGCGGUUAGUAUUUCUUUGUUUCUUGCAAACCCUAAUUCGACCCCCCUGUGAACUUUAUUAUCUCAUCCCUUCAUCGUCCUCUUCUUCUUCUCUAGCCAUAGUUGAGGUUUCCAAACAUGGACCUGGAAGGAUUGUCCAUCACUUGUGCUGGUAUUGGAGGCAUACAAGAAGAUGAAAAUGGGGCACCGAUCGGUUACACGCCGAGUGAAUUCUGCUUGGACAAUCUGAAGGAUUUACAGAGAUUUCUGAGACGCGACGAUCCCCAGACAAGAGAUGUAUUCAAGCAAAUUUGCAAGUGGAAUACGGUGUCAAAGGAUCUGAUUCCGAUUAUCGAGCAUUGCCAGGCUCAUCGCGAUUUAGUGAUAAAUGCAGUGAAGGUUUUGGUAUUUCUUACCAUGCCUAUCGAAAGCACGUCAAAUGACAUUUCCCAGCAAAUAGAGUAUCUAUGGGAAUUGAAGGUUUCAAUUACACGUAGUGACACCAUUGCUGUGAUUGUUUCCCUCCUAGAAGAGCCGUUGGAGAACUUGGAACGUGAAGCAUUCACAGAGGAUAACUGGAAAUUAGUUCAGCUGGUUCUUACUUUGUUUCGAAACGCUCUAGCUGUCCAAGAUCUCUCACUGCAGCAGAAGGCAUCGGGGUCAGUGACGCAGUUUUUGUCCACGAGAGACAGAUUUCUAGAGCUCUUGUUCCGUGAGAAUGUGAUGGAUCUUAUGUUAGUGUUGACCCAACAUGUUGGUGGUUCCUGCUGUUAUCUUCGUCAAGAUAACUUGCUUUUAUUGGAGACUUUGCAUUACAUAUUUCUGGGCCAAGAGUCAGAGUUGACAGCCAAGGCAUCUCAAAAGGGCUCCAAGGUGGAUGAAGAUGUUAAAGCAUCUCUGAACUCUCUUGAAUCCUUGAUGAUGGAGGAAGAAGAAAAGAGAAGGCUCGCUAGACUGCAAAAAUUCGAUCGUUAUUCACAAUUCAGUGGAACAUUUACGCGGCUUGCCGUGGAUGGUUCUAAAACAUUAAUCAAAGGAAAUCCUGGAGCUGCUCAUGAUAACCUGCCCAAACCUAAUAAAGUGCAUCGGGGACCUUCAAAAAGAAUUGCAUGGGAUCAUAGACAAUUAUCAUCGUCAAAGGAGAAUGUUUUACACUUGAUCCAUGAUUUUAUAAACCAGCUUUUGUCAGGCGGUUAUAAUGUUCUAAUGCAGUCAAUUCGUGAGGAUAUUGAAAAAGAACAUGCCAUUCAGAACAGCGAUAUUGUUAUUUUCUUCCAGGUUGCUCAAUUUGUUACAGCUUUUCAAUAUCACAAGUUCUUAACUUCAAAGCCAAGCAUGGAAACUGAUGCAUCUGAAGCUUUCAUCAAUAAGCAUGCUGAUAGCACAUUGUUCCAAGGGGAAUUCUGUGGACCAAUAGCAGCAACAAUGAAUGAAGCCAUGUUCAAUUUGGUCAUAUCUAAGUGGCGUUUUGCUUUUGAUGGCUUGAAGGAAACAAAUGACUAUAAAUUCCUCAGUGUAUCGGGAUCUCUUAUGAAAAAUAUGAUCCUCAUGUUGGAUUUGACUCUUAAGCUAUUGUCAGAGGACUCUAGGGAACCUCAAACAGCUCGCAUCCUUCUUUAUAAGUUAUUCUAUGAUCAGACAGAUCAAGGGAUGACUCAGUUCCUAAUGAGCCUUAUUAAAUCUUUUGAUCCCCAUAAACAACCCAAAAGUGAUCUUGCAGAUUUAGUGGAAAUGAUACAUGUAAUUGUACGGCUGAUGGAGAAUCUUCACGCACGUGGCACAAUAAGGGUUGCUAAAAGGUCAAGGAAGGGGAGGAAGAAGAAAAGACUGGGGGACAGCAUGGCAACUGAGGAUGAGAGGUUGGGUACUGAUGAUAAUAAUAAUGUAGAGAGUGGGAUUGACAACGUUACUCAUCAACCAUCUUCAGAUUUGAGUAUAACAUUGAAGGAACAGUCAACAAAUUUAAAUUCUGAUGGGAGAGAGGAAGGCAUAGGGGUUCCUGAUCAUGCUGAGCAGUCUGAAACACCUCAGCUGAUUAAAAGUAAUCUUGGGGAUGAUGUGGAUGGCAAGGACAAGGAAGAAGAUAGGCAUGAUCCGGAUGAUCUGGCAUAUGGAACAGGUGAUUCUUCUGAUGAUGAUCAAACAGCUGCAACAAGUGAAGUUGAUUUUAAAGUAUCUGGUCUGGUCGCCACCUUUGCAAGCAACAUAAUCAUUCAUAACCUGUGUUGGUUGCUAAAGUUUUACAAAAGCAAUUCCUCUAGGACAAAUCACUGCAUAGUAAGCAUGCUGCGGAGGAUUUGUGAUGAUCUGGAGCUCUCUCCAAUGUUAUAUCAGUUAUCGCUCCUCACUACAUUCUAUGAUAUCAUGGCUGAGCAGAAGUCAUCUUACUGCAAGGAAUAUCAAAAUAUUGUGUCCUUUCUCACCAAUUUGGUGAGGAAAAUGUUGAGGAAAAUGAAGAGUCAACCCAUUCUUUUUGUGGAAAUACUGUUCUGGAAGACGCGCAAAGAAUGCCACUACAUAAAUUCUGAAUCUUUAUUGCAUGAGCUUGGGAACUUGAAGAAGGAAACCAGAAAAUGGGGAUUUACAGCUGGUGAAACAGGGGAAAUUGGUCCAUCACAAAGCAAAGGUGGGAUUGGGCACAGAAAUAUUGCAGACUCACUUGGUGAAGAUGAAGCUGAUUUUGUGAUGCCUCAUGAGCCCAGUUUUCGCAAGGAGGAAGAUUCAGAUGAUGAGAAGUUCCAAAAUCUUUCAGACAGAAAUGGGGACAGUGUUAAAGAACAACAGAAAAGCGCAGCAUCCCUUUCAAACCAUCAGAUUGACAGUGAGGGCCACUCCCUGGAACAUGAAUCUCCAAGAGUUUCUAAACGGAAGAGGAGACUUGUUUUUGAUGAAGAGCUGGAUGCUGAUAUUAAGAAGUUAUAUGAAAGAUAUAAGGAUGAUCAACACUGUGUUCAACUUAUAGUGGAAGAACUUGGCCCACAUCGAAAAGUUUCUCGAGCUCAAGUGUCAAAUAAGCUUAAGCAGCUGGGCCUUAGGGUCACCUCAAAGAGGAGAAAGCUUCAUGCCCUUGAGGCUUUUCCUAGUGGAGAUGAUCACGUAAUGCCAGAAGGAAGAGUAAUGGACAAUGACACUGGUGUUCCUAAAUUCAAUGGAUUGGAGGAAACUUCUUUCCCAAGGUCUUCUAAUUCUAGGAAAAGAAUGCGUGCUUUUAGCAAUGAGCAGGAGGAGGAGGUGAAAAACUUGUAUGAGAAGUUUAAAGAUCAUAAGAGGUGCACCCGCAUGAUUGCAGAUGCAUUAGAUUCUGGUAAUAGAUUUACAGCUGCCCAAAUAUCUCGUUUAUUUAAGCAACUUGGCCUACUAGUUCCUAAGCAGAAGAGGCUGGCUCAAGGCAAGAAGCAUCCUGAAGGCCUUGUUAAUGAUGAAAAAGAAAAGGAAUCUGAUGAAGAAACCUUAUUGGACUUGAAGAGAAGGAGCAAAGAAACCAAUGAGGUUUCUACCCUGGGUGAACCUGAAAAGAAGAUUAAAGCCUCAUUCUCACAGGAUGAAUCUGGUGAUGAGUGCCUAAGCACUAUUCUCAAGAAAACUGGAAAGAGACUUGCUCCAAAGAUGCAAGAUAAGAAGGCAAUAAUCAGUUCAGAUCAGGAUAGAGUUACUGAAAGUGGCUUUGCAAGUGGGGCCUCUCAAAACGUCAAAGGAAGAGAUGCGCCAAACCAAUCCAAUGGGACUGCCCAAUUGCAUGCUGAUACGAAUGUAGCAGUUGAUCAUGCGCACCUGGUUAGUAAUAGUGAAGCUGGGGUGGCCUGUACCAUCAUUGAAAAACAGGAAAAUACUGUAGUCUUGGACAAUGUGGAUCACAUGCCCGAGCAUUUGCAUGAUGAAUUGGUUGAUGAACUCGCAGACUCGGGGGAUGAUGGAAUUGCCAUUGUACCAAACAGUGUUGUAUCAAGAAGGAAACUGAAGAUGGUACUUGAUCUUGAGGAUGAUGAGUAAGAUUCCAUCA
Messenger RNA from Telopea speciosissima, 4087 nucleotides. RefSeq names its product protein timeless homolog. The transcript is spliced from 20 exons. The coding region runs from base 226 to 4077 and encodes 1283 amino acids. Gene Ontology annotation, molecular function: DNA binding. NCBI's taxonomy places the organism in Eukaryota, Viridiplantae, Streptophyta, Magnoliopsida, Proteales, Proteaceae. Gene Ontology annotation, cellular component: replication fork protection complex. The record is from RefSeq and is a predicted model, not a curated record. Gene Ontology annotation, biological process: DNA repair; replication fork arrest; DNA replication checkpoint signaling.